AUACAGAAUAGAGUUGAGACUACGUGGUGAUAAUAUACACGUCUAGGGUUUGUGGUUUACUCCAUGUAGUUACAUUUUCACCUGUGUGUAAUGGCUUAUGCUCAAUUAACUAAGUUUAUUAAUAUACAACACCCAAUCCUAUGUUAGAGUUAGCACCAAACGGGGCCUAAACAGUAGAAAUGGACAGCACAAUUGUCCAUUUGGCCUUUUUGGUGUGAUUUCUGGACUCACAUUUGAGCUUUUAAAACCUCCUCUUCCUCCGCACCUGUUCACCCCUUUCUUUUCCGUUCUUCUCCGUACCCCAAUCACUGCUACUCAACAGCCAACUCUUUCGCAACCAAAUAUUUCUUCUGGCGUUUUGGGGUUUGCAAACCGCUAUCAACAUUGGAGUUGGAGCAGAAUGUGAUCUGUCCAAUUCUUCUCUUGUCUUAUUUUUGGCGUGCUUUGCUCUUCUUUCCCCCUAUUUCCUGAGGAGGGGUUCCCGUCUUAAUCUCUUGCGUUUAGUGUGGCUUCGAAGAGUUAGCAGCUGCCAUGGCACAUAAUGUGUGGGAGGCGGACAAGAUCAGGUUGGAUUCCUACAUUUAUGAUUACCUGUUGAAGAGGAACCUGCAGAACACGGCGAAGGCAUUCCAAGCCGAAAGCAACGUGCCUUCGGCUCCUGUUUCGAUUGAUGCGCCAGGGGGGUUUCUCUUCGAAUGGUGGUCGGUUUUCUGGGACGUCUUCAUUGCAAGAACGAACGAAAAACAUUCCGAUUCUGCCACUUCUUACCUUGAGUCAAUUAAAGCACGGGAGCAGCAGCAACAAUCGCAGCACCAGAUCCAGACGCAGCAACUCUUGCUACAGAGGCAUGCGCAACAGCAUCCGCAAGAGCAGCAGCAAUGGCGGCAGCAGAAGCAACAGCAGCGCAGCGAAAACACUGAUUUUCCAACUAGUGCCCAGAAUGGUACUGUUGCUGCUGAUCCACCAGCGCGACAAAAUGAUACAACUGCAGGUACUUUAUCUGCAAAAGUAUUUGAGGAUAGAAUGAAAAUUACUGUUCAGAGGGACGUUUCAGAAGAGACUUCAAUGAAGCAAAGGCUCACUGAAACCAUUUGCCCAUUACUGGAAUCAAACCCAACUUCAAUGCUAAAGUCACCUGCAAGAUCAUCUCUAGCUUCAGGGCCAAUCUUCCAAAGAUCAGCUGGGGGCAUGUCCGGUUCAUUACAGCAAGCUCAGUUCAGGAGCCAGCCACUUCUGGGAUCAACACAGGAUAUUAAGGCGGAAACAAAUGUAGCUUUGAACCAGAGAGCUGCAGGUGCAGAUGGAUCACUAUUUGGAGUACCAGGCUCUAAUCAGGCGGGGAACAAUUUGACCUUGAAAGGAUGGCCUCUCACAGGAUUAGAACAGCUUCGAUCUGGGUUUCUCCAGCACAAAUCUUAUAUGUACCCGGCCCAGCCAUUACAACACCAGCUCCAGUUUCUCACUCCUCAGCAGCAGCAUGCUCUAAUUCAUGUUCAAGCACAACAAAAUGCCACUUCACCUGGAGACAUGGAUAACAGACGACUUCGGAUGCUUUUUAGCAGCCGAAACUUGGUUCCUGGGAGAGAUGGUCAAUCAACUGGUUUCACUGAAAUUGUUCCCAGUGUUGGCCAGUCAUUGCAAAACAUGUGCUUACCUAUGCAGCGCACUGAGACAGAUAUGCUGAUGAAGAAGAUAGCUGCUCUACAGCAACAACAGCCGAGUAACAAUCUGCAACAGCUCCUCCAACAUCCAUUACUGAGUCAGCAACAACAAAGCUCAACUUAUCUUGAAGGUGAGCAGGAAAAAAUGGGUGCUGGAAUUGUAACAGUGGCUUUUGCUGGAAAUGAACAGGUUUCUAAGAAUCGAAAUGGGCGAAAGCGCAAACAUCCUAUCUCCUCGUCUGGCCCAGCCAAUAGCUCUGGUACUACAAAUACUGCUGGUGCUUCCCCCAGUUCAACACCUUCAACUCUUUCUGCACAUUCUCCCGGAGAAACAAUAUCAACACCAUUGCAGCACCAAAAUGCGAGCUCAUGUACGACUUUAGUUGUUUAUGGUUCUGAGGGUCCAGUACCAAUAGGAUCGCCGACCAAUCAACUUGUUGAUAUGGAUCACUAUACCGAGGAUGACUCCAUGGAAGAUAAUUUAGAACCAUUCUUGCCGCAUAAUGGCACAAAUCCAAGAGCUGCUGGUAGCCAUUGUAUCAGUUCUGGAAAAGGAUAUAUCCUUAGAGAGGUAUCUUCAGCCCAAGCAAGCACAAGCAGUGUUCUGUGUUGUCAUUUCUCGUCAGAUGGAAAAUUAAUUGCUACUGGAGGUCACGAUAAGAAGGUUUUCCUGUGGAAUGCUGACACUCUGAAACAAAAAUCAAUGCUAGAGGAGCAUUCUCUGCUCAUAACUGAUGUGCGCUUCAGCCCAAGCACUCCUCGCCUCGCCACAUCUUCAUUUGACAAAACUGUGAGGGUUUGGGAUGCUGAUAACCAUGGUUAUUCAAUUCGUACGUUCACUGGGCACUCAGCAUCUGUUAUGUCACUCGAUUUCCACCCGAACAAGGAUGACCUCAUUUGUUCUUGCGAUGGGGACAACGAGAUACGGUUCUGGAGCAUCAAGCAUGGAAAUGCUGUCCGAAUUUUCAAGGGAGGUUCGACCCAGCUGAGAUUCCAACCACGUUAUGGAGGACUCCUUGCAACGGCUUCAGACAAUGUAGUCUCUAUCCUGGAUGUGGAGAGGCAAGCUUGCGUGAGGAGAUUUGAGAGCCACACUAAGGGCGUCGAUUCCGUGUGCUGGGAUCCCACCGGCGAGUACGUGGUGUCUGUCAGUGAAGACACGGUGAAGGUGUGGUCUUUGAACGACGAGAGCUUCGUGAACGAGCUUAGCUGCGGCGGGAGAAAGUUCAGUUCGUGCACUUUCCAUCCUACGUACCCAUCCUUGCUUAUCAUUGGCUGUUACCAGUCUCUGGAGCUGUGGGACAUGUCCGAGAACCGGAGCAUGACUGUUGCAGCGCACGACAGCCUCGUCUCGGCCCUGGCAUCGUCGAGCUCCGGCCUGGUUGCUUCGAGUGGCCAUGACAAGUAUGUCAAGCUGUGGAGAUGAGCUUCGACUUUCCUGCCCUGGCAUGUUAAGUACGGUUGUGGACGCGCCCCAACCCUUUUGGCACCAUUAGCUAUCUGCUUGCAUUGCAGUAGCGCUCAGGAGUUAGGAUGGUGACUCGACCGCCUGACUGAACAUGUGUCCGCUGAAGUAGCGUGCAGUAAAACCCUGAAGAAGUGGGUUUAGCGCCUAGCUUUUGUAUAGGAAAUUAGAACACGGGUUAUGUUAAGUAUCCAAUGUCUGUCACUACCUUGACAUCUGACAUGGCUUGAAAGCUUUUGCUGCUGCAACUCGGCUUCCGAAAGGGAUCACA
This is a messenger RNA of Zea mays, 3397 nucleotides long. Its product is annotated as transcriptional corepressor LEUNIG. The coding region runs from base 532 to 3087 and encodes 851 amino acids. NCBI's taxonomy places the organism in Eukaryota, Viridiplantae, Streptophyta, Magnoliopsida, Poales, Poaceae. The transcript has 18 exons. The record is from RefSeq and is a predicted model, not a curated record. Gene Ontology annotation, molecular function: protein binding. Gene Ontology annotation, cellular component: nucleus.